GCGAUCGCCGCCGCCGCCGCCGCGGCGAACCAGGAGAUCCACACCCUUUUCAUAUCCGGCCUCCCCGAUGACGUCAAGGCUCGUGAGAUCCACAACCUCUUCCGCCGCCGCGCUGGAUUCGACACCUGCCUCCUUGAAUACACCGGCCGUGGGAAUCAGGUUGUUGCCUUCGCUACAUUUUUCAACCAUCAAUCUGCUCUUUCUGCAAUGACCGAACUGAAUGGAGUUAUCUUUGAUCCUGAAACUGGAGCUACAUUGCAUAUUGAGCUGGCCAGAUCAAAUUCUCGCAGACGUCCUAGGGUGGAUGGAGCAUAUGAUAUAAUUGAUAAACGAGCUAAAGUAAGAAAUGACGAGCAAAAUAUAUGGAGCAACAAUGGAAACGGUGGAUCUGAUGCGGACACAGAAAUUGAAAAUUCCAGCAAAAAGGGUGCCACACAGAGGAAGCGUAAGGCAGAUGAUGCUCGGUCUGCUCAAAAUGUAAGUUUUCAACAUAGAGUUUUAGACUUGGUUAAAAGGAAAGCUAUAUUUUCUUCAAAAUGUACUUUCAUUAAGAAUGUGAUUAUAAUAGUGGGAAUUGUAGUCAGGCCCUCAAUUUGCAGCCGAAAAAGCAAACUUCAAGAUGGUAUUUCACCUUGUUCUACUUUGUUUAUCGCUAAUCUGAGUCCAUUGUGCAGUGAAGAAGAUAUAAAGAAAAUGUUAUCAGAAUGCCGUGGCUUCGAGGUGCUUAAAAUGCAAAAUAAAUCUGGAAAGCCUGUUGCUUUUGCUAAUUUUUCGGGUAUUGAAGAAGCGACUGAAGCCAAAGAAAAGCUCCUGGGCAGCUUGCAGGCUGCUGCUGAUGAUGCUGGCUUGCAUUUGGAAUAUGCAAGGUCCAAAAUGAGAAGAACUUAGGGCGAGAAAGAAUGAGGUCGUUACUGAUUUGCAGGAUGGGUUUCAUAGUUUUUCAUAUGAUGCCUGCAUCUAAUAGUUCCAUAGAUUAUGAAAUAGUAGUGUAUGUUCACUUGGAGCUGGCGUGCAGUACUUUGCUAUUCAAUCGCUGCCUGUCCGUAUAUUACAAAGAUGUGAAUUUGUAUUGCUCUUCUGCCCUAGCAAGCACUAGUUUCAUGUUCAUCACUUUUGCUGAUGCUUGAUUUUUCCUGAGUUGAGAGAUUUUGUUCUGAUGCAGUGAUGGUGGACUAUUGAGGUCUGGUUCAAGCUUAAAAAAUUUGCUUUACAUUCUUUGGUACAA
Messenger RNA from Asparagus officinalis (garden asparagus), 1225 nucleotides. RefSeq lists its product as uncharacterized. Gene Ontology annotation, molecular function: mRNA binding. Lineage: Eukaryota; Viridiplantae; Streptophyta; Magnoliopsida; Asparagales; Asparagaceae. The transcript has 10 exons. The annotation marks the transcript as partial. The record is from RefSeq and is a predicted model, not a curated record.